Messenger RNA from Anolis sagrei ordinatus, 2829 nucleotides. RefSeq names its product amphiregulin (gene AREG). Gene Ontology annotation, molecular function: growth factor activity; epidermal growth factor receptor binding. Gene Ontology annotation, biological process: epidermal growth factor receptor signaling pathway; positive regulation of cell population proliferation. NCBI's taxonomy places the organism in Eukaryota, Metazoa, Chordata, Lepidosauria, Squamata, Anolidae. The record is from RefSeq and is a predicted model, not a curated record.
CCUUGCAUCCGCCGCGUAUAUAUAGCCCUCUCGGCUCCACAGACGGGGCUAUGGAGCGCCCGUCUCGCGCCGCGCCGGCCUCCGCUUUGAAACGCUUCGGCGCUCUUUAGCCAGGACCACCACUCCGUGACGUCAUCCUGCCUGCCUUGACGAUGCGCGCCGUCCUCUCCCUCCUUUGGCCGCUGCUCUGGAGCUCAGCGUACCAACAUGCUGCUGGAUUAGAGCUAAAUGUGACUGAACAACAGCAAGAUAUGUCCAUCCUGAGGACUUCCAACAUAUCUGCAACUGAGAUGGUUUCAUCUGGAGUUGACUUUGAAGAGGAAGAUGUAAAGGAAGUUAGGGCACCACACUUGCUUGUUGGUGACUCAGACAGAGAAGAAUUGGAACUGAAGAAACCAAUGAAACCAGAAGGUGGAAAAAAGAACCCCAGCAAACAAAAAAGAAAAGGAAAUAAAGAUAAGAAGCAUAAAAAUAAAACUAGAACUCCAUGUGAAGGAGAAUUUAGAAAUUUCUGUGUUCAUGGUGAAUGCAAAUAUAUUGAAAAUGUCCAAACAGUCAGAUGCAAGUGCCUUCCAGAUUACUUUGGUGAGCGUUGUGUUGAACAGUUUUUGAAGACACAUAGGAGUGAUAUUGAAGCACCAAAUAAAUCAUCUGAAGUACUUGGGUCCAUUUUGGGAGCCGUUUUUGGGCUUACAGUCCUUAGUUUUGUCAUCAUUGUCAUCAUUAUCAUAGUGCGAAAAAGAUGUUCUAAAUAUGAUGAAAAAGAGGAGAGGAAAAAGCUCCGACAUGAAAAUGCAAGUUCCAGCAAUGGAGUUUAAAGAGAAGAAGAGGUGAUGAACAAGCUAUUGCCGAAGCACAUUUUAUUCCAUGGAGGCACAUGUGGAAGAACGUGAGACUGAGAUCUUGUUUGCCCCAACAUGGAAGAGAAUACAGAGAGGGAUUUUGCAUUCCCAUCUACUGCCAAUGGAUGUAGAACAUGCCACUGCACUUUCAGGAAGUAACACCUGUAAUUCUCAUAGCCACCGAGGAGCUUUGGAACACUGGAAAGUCUAUCGAAUGCUUAUUGCCUUUGCAGACUUCCCUUUUUGCAUGUACAUCUGUCAUCAGAGACUUGUUUACUGAGAGGGUUGACAAAGAAGUGUGUGUGUGUGACAGAGAAAAAGUGUGUGUGUGUCAAAGAGAAUGUAUGUCUGAUAAAGAUGAGGAAAGAGAAGAUUUUAGGAGAUGCUCAUGGUUGCACAGAGGUUUUUAAUUAAAAAAAACCUGACUUCCACACACCCUGAAAGGAGAAAGAAAGAAAGAAGGCUUUGAUUAAGUCUCUCACACUGCUUAAAGAACUGGGACAAAUGGCAUAGGGUGUGCCUCCCUUCUCCCACACCUCCACCUCUGUCAACUGGAGGUUUCCCACUGGCUGUGUGAAAAGGCAGCAGGCCAGGAGCGUCAUUACUCACUACAGUCUACUUUUUAUACCGGACAUCCCAUUUGAAGAUACGUGUGCAAUUGUAGCAUUUCUCAAGGUUUCUGCUGCUAUAAUUUUUAAACAUGUAUGUUGGAAGAUACAAUAGAUUAUUUUAAAGACUGACAGAUUGCAUCCAAUCGUGAAAGAUUAGUUGCUUUAUGGUAAUUUUGUGCUUUUGGGAGUAUAUUCUACUGCCCAUUAUCUACAAUGAAUGAAUACAAGAUGGAUUUAUUGCCUUAGGAUUCUGAAGCUGAGGUGGAAGUAGAAACCUGAUGUCUUAUGAGCAGAUAUAUUAGGGCAGUGAUGGGCAACCUGUUGAGCUUGAUGUGGUAAGAUUUGCCAAAAACCUGAGCAUAACUUAGGUGGAGUGUCACUUCAAGAAAAAAACCAUAAUUUUGCAAUAUUUAUAGUUUAAAUAAGAAAAAUGUAUAAUUCAUGCUGAGUUAUGGAGUGAACAAUGCUCAAACAUGCAUAUGUUAAAUUUGUAGAGCCUUUUCCAAAUUUAAGGAUGGAAUUAGAUUGGCUCUUAUAAGGUGUAUUUCUCUGUAUGUGGCCACAUGUGCCUUCGUGUCAUCAAAAAUAGCCAUGCAUGUCAGUGCUGACACGCAUGUCAUAGGUUCACCAUCACGGUAUUAGGGUGUUCAAGAUACACAGCUGUAGAAUAAUAGUGUUAAAAGUCCAUACUAAAGUCCUUAUCAAAUUGGAGACUACUCUGGAUUUAAGUAGAUUGGACAAUGAGCUCUACAUUGGCAUUCAGUUAUUCAAGAAACUCUUAGAAAAAUAUUGAGUAAAAACAUCCUCAUUUUGACUCCUCAGUUUACUCAUGAUCUCUCUAUUGAAUAGCAGAGUCCUCUGCUAUCUCGGAGAAAAUAUAUUUGGGCCAAUAUUCUGGGAGCUGUUUCGUCUUAGUAUGCAUUCAUCCAUAUAGAAAUUGUCUCGGGGCAGGUUCCUAGUAAAAGAUGCCCAAUUACAACAAAGGUAGUCCACUCUGUUUCACAGUCAAAAUGAAAUGAGAGAUCAAUAUGAUAAUCAGCAACUUUAGUGUGAUUUUGAAAAAAAAUGUAAACGUUCCUAGGAAUUCUUGUUGAAGUGCAGUAUAAGAUAACGUAAAUUCAAUGUGUUGUUGAAGGCUUUCAUAGCCAAAAUCCUUGGGUUGGUGUGAAUUUUUCAGGCUGGAUUGCCAUGUUCCAGUAGCAUUCUCUCCUGGAAUGUCUGAAAUAGAGGAUGCCGACAAGCAACAAAGGCCAGGCUACCUCUAUACAGAUACUCUCACUGAUUGACUUUGCAGCUUCAUGGCUAUUUAAUACUAUUCAAGCAUACUAAUUGCAACGUUCAUACUUGCUUUAAACAGACAUGGGUUCUUUCUCCCA